UGAAUUAAAAACUUUCAACAUUCUUUUAUUGUGUUUCUGCUUGACACCAUGUGGUGGAGUGUAAGAUUGCGGUCAUCCAACUGAUCAAAAAGUAUUAAUGUAAACAAUGUAAUUUGUAACACCAUAAUGUUAAAAUAUUUUUAUUUUUUUCCAAUAUGGUUUGUCAUAUUGCAGAGCCUUUAUGUAAGAGACUCAUUUAAACAUGAUUAAACUGCUAUUUAAUGGACUAAAGUAACUAAUUUGUGACUUUUGGUGCUAUCAAAAAAUCUAUUAAAAAUAUUAUGUAUUAACUGUGAUUCUAAAGAAUAUCAUUGGGGUGGCCAACGCUGGUCCUUCCUCUGUAAUGCAGAGUUUUGCUUAGGGUGAAUCUGGCUGUCCAGGAAAGAAGGGAGUCAUCUCUGAAGUUGACGACCCUGUGUCUUUAUUCAAUACGCAACCUAAAUUAAGAUUUAUGAUUUGUGUUUUACCUACUUUCUUUAAGUCAGUUUGAUGGAUGUUGCAUUACAUCUAAACUCCUAAACUUUAACAUAAUGGGAAUGGGGAGACAUUGGCAUGUACAGUAAUGUGACUGCACAUGGUGACACAAGGCAUUAAAAAGCCACAAAUAUAACUUUAAAUAAAUGUUUAAGAUGAGCUGGUCAUUCAAUGAGAAAUAAUAAUCAUAUAAAAGAGGCAGGGCUUAAGAUGCUUUACUAAAAAAAAAAAACAUUUUCUUCUUCACAGAAAGAGGAAGUGAGGGAAAGAAUAGUUCAUGCAUAGUCUAAACAAGUCCAGUGUGAAGUUUAAGGCAAAUGGUUAACAUUUGCAGAGCGAAGGCAAAGAAGUAGACUCAUCUAGACUUCCUUUAAAAUGUUUGCGUUUGCAACAAACUCCAAUUUCCUGCGCUUCUUUUGGAGAAUUGCAUUAGGUUUAAGUAUCUGCAAUGUGGUUUUAACUCGAAUAACAAAGCGCUGCAUUACUAUAGAGGAGCAUCUUCUCAAACAAAUGCCGUGGACUCCACACUGCCUCCAUUAUCCAGGAAAGGGUCCAUACGCAAACUGCAAUAUCACAGACCUGAGCACUGAUCUGUCACAGGUAGGCUUUGAGGUUAGAACCCUUUGUGUCUUUGGAGAUAUUACGAGCAUUCCUGCUAAAGCCUUUUCACACUUACCUUCUCUGGAGGUACUUCACAUAGAUGGAAUACGUCUGGAGAGAGUUCAGGCUGGUGCCUUUGAAGGACUCCCCAAUCUUAAGUAUCUGUCAAUGCUUUUCAGUGAUGAUCUCUACAGAUUGGUCAAAAUGGAUAAUCGGUCAUUUGCUGGUCUGAAUAAUUUGGAGGAGUUGUCACUGACAGGUCUGAUGCUGCUCAAUGGAUCCAGUGGUAUAUUUGACCCAUUGGUUAGUUUAAUCAGAUUAGACAUUGUCAGAACUUGCGCACAAGACCUUGGUGAAAUUUUCUGUUGUAUUUCGAAUGGAAUGACCCGGCUAAGACACCUAAAUGUAGAAGACAGUGAGAUUUCAACAAUUGAGAACAAAGGAUGUGCAGGGGGCUCAAUGACCUGGCCGCUUACUGCCCUUUCUGGGGUUCAAAAUCUGUAUCUAAUUGGGAACAAUAUUAAAUCUAUUCAAGCAAACUCCUUAAAUAUUUUCCAGAACCUCUCAAGCCUUUUUCUGGAGUUCGAGGGCAAGUCCCUGGGCAGUAUUUGGGAGUCUGGAGUUGGAAAAGUCAAUGAUUUGACUUUGAAAGGGAAAGUAUUAAAAAAAUACUCAACAAACUUCAAAGAUUUGUGUCAUCUUGUAUCGAGUCUUUAUUCGCAAUCACUCAGCCUUGUUUAUACAUCAAUAGACAGACUAACUGCUGAGGACUUGAAGGACUGUGGGACUAAGUUGACAAAGUUAUUAAUCCAGAAUUCCAAAAUAGACAACCUAGACUUUAGGUUUUGGACCAGUAAACUGGAAAUGCAGGCCCUUCAAAUGGCCUACAUGAAGUUGACAGAUGCUCCCUUUUGUUUUGUUGCGAACAGCACAAUGUGGUCUUUAACCUCACUGGACCUCACUGGAAACUCUAUCACCAAUAUUGAUGGAGAUCAGUUUGCAUGUAUGCCUUUUCUUGAGCAGCUCUAUCUGAGCCAGAAUGCCAUUAAAACCCUACAGCUGCAUGCAUUUCGAGGUUUGCUUCGACUCAAAAUCCUACAACUUGACUCAAACAAGAUCUCACAGCUUUCUGCCAAUGAUUUCAAAAACCUUCAUGCUUUAGAGGUUCUGCUGAUUAACGAUAACAUCAUUGAGACUAUAGAGACAGGAACAUUUUGGGACCAGCGGGAGCUUCGUGAACUGUCAUUUGGUAGACUGGAAUAUGUUUAUGAGUUGCAUCUAGAGAACAUUUUUUUUGAAUUUCCACCAAAGUUACAGCGACUCAGCAUCGAUGCACAUUAUGGAACUCAUAUUUACAUUGGAAAUGCAUCACCACCCAAUGGAACGUUUGCUCUGGAACUAAAUGGAGAGAAACUAAGUUUUGCAGACUGUAAAAGUGAUGUUUUAAUGGCAGUCCGUGAGUUGAAAGUCAAUUGCACCUUCUUCCUUUGUGAGAACCUCUUCAUGGCUCCAUAUUUCCUAAACCUGGAAUCUUUUGAGAUCUCAGGCGGAGCUGAAAGGGCACCUCUCAAUUACGCUACAAUCAAUAAUCUUCACCAUCUCAAGCAUCUCAAACUCGCUGGGUUGAACUUCCCCAAUUACACAGAAUCUAGGAGUGCCUUUUGGAACCUGACUCAACUCCAGACCCUAGUGAUGGUAAACUGUUAUCUUAGUUUCCUCACCAAGAGCAUGUUCAGAGAUCUGACCUCUCUCCAGCUGUUGCGUCUCUACAGUGACAGUCCUCUGAUCUUGACUGAUGGUGUGUUUGGGGUUUUACCAGUGCUAAAAGCGUUCAUUCUGGACAGAGUAGAUUUCCAGUGCAGUUGUGAGAAUGGCUGGCUACUUGAUUGGGCAGACAGCACUGAAAAAGUGCAGGUUAUCUACUUGCAAAAGCAGCAGUGUGUCUGGCACUAUCAGAAACUCAACUUCUUGGCCACAAUGGAGAAGCUCUGCCAGACUGAUGCGCAGUACAUCUGCUAUGUAGCCACAGCCAGCAGCAUUAGUCUUCUGUUGUCGGCAGCUGUUGGAUAUCGCUUUGCUCGCUGGCCUUCACUUGUCCUCUUCUUCCGCCUGAAAGGUUGGAUGGAGAGAAGGUUUGGUCGACGGUGGAAUAGGAGAAGAAGAAGAAUGGAGGAUGACUAUGGGGAGAUCGAGGAGAUGCAGUAUGAUGCUUUUGUGUCUUUCUGCAGCCAGGAUGAGGCUUGGGUUUUGGGGGAAAUGGCUCCUCGGCUGGAGGAUCAAGGUAACCCAAGACUGAGACUGUGUCUGCACAACAGAGACUUUGAGGUGGGUAAAGAUAUCAUGGACAACAUCACAGACAGCAUCCACAACAGUCAGUGCACUGUUUGUCUGAUCAGCCGGCGGUAUCUGCGCAGUGACUGGUGUGGUCUGGAGAUGCGAGUGGCCACACACCGGCAGCUGGAAGAGCAGAAACACCGUCUCAUCCUCAUCUUCCUCCAACACAUCUCUCCCUUUGAGCUCUCUGCUUUUCAUCGUUUGGCAAAACUGGUGAGAUCCCGUACAUAUCUGGACUGGCCAGAGGAUGAAGGAGACCGAGAGCACUUCUGGGAUCGACUAAGGAGGAACAUUGCAGAAGAUUCUGAAGCUUCUUAAACUACUGGCGUGUUUCUGCUUAAUGAAUGAACACAAGGAACUUUACUGUAUAAACUUUUUUCAAAAAGAAAAGUUAUUUUUAUUUUAUUUAAAUUGUGUAAUCUUUUUUUUAAAUGUUUGUCACGUAUACUGUAAUAUCUAUCAGUGUUAACACCUUAUAUUCAUGCAUUGAAAAUGUCUCUAUGAUUUUCAUCCUAACCAAUAUUAAACUGAAACUAUAAUUAAACUUCUCUUGUAAUCUUUUUUUAUUCUUUUCUGCACAUAAAUUUACUAAAAGUUUAAAGUUGUUUUCCUGAUAUGCAGUGGUGUAAUAUACUGGUGUGGCCUAAUUUUAUGCUGUACUUAAGUAUUAGUUUGAGGAAUUCAACCCUAUUAAGUGUAGUCAUUUUUGCAGAUGUGUAUG
This is a messenger RNA of Danio rerio (zebrafish), 4129 nucleotides long. NCBI's taxonomy places the organism in Eukaryota, Metazoa, Chordata, Actinopteri, Cypriniformes, Danionidae. The record is from RefSeq and is a predicted model, not a curated record.